Molecule: messenger RNA, 3652 nt
Organism: Pecten maximus
Lineage: Eukaryota; Metazoa; Mollusca; Bivalvia; Pectinida; Pectinidae
Product: sex peptide receptor-like
Exons: 4
Coding region: 505-1791 (428 amino acids)
Biological process (GO): G protein-coupled receptor signaling pathway
Cellular component (GO): membrane
Molecular function (GO): G protein-coupled peptide receptor activity
Source: RefSeq, a predicted model, not a curated record
CACGAUUGGCUGUAAACAUACGUGUUAUUUAUUAGUCCUGUAAGAGGGAACCAUUGUCGUGAUCAAAUUGAUUCCCCCAUAGAGAUAAUAAUGUAUAACGAAGCAUUAUAACCGCGUUGGGACGAUGCUGGAUUUGUCGUAUGUAAACAUGUGCUUUGCUGCCAGAGACUGUUGAUUUAUUGAAUGUAUGUAAUUUGUGUUGAAACAUGGCUUUCCACUGGAACAUUAAUGACUUUUUACGACGCUCCGUGGUAGGUUAGUGUCCCAAUUAUUGAUGAAUCGUAAUCGGAGAGCACGAACGGGAUAAUUAUACUUUAUUUCUCUCUCAGGAGGAUACCACGUUGGACAUGGAACAUUUACACGAGCCGAUUUACAUAUGCCAGUCCGACAAGUAUAAAGUUUGCUUCGUCCUAGAAAAGCAAUGAAUCGGUUAACAAAGAUGGCGAUACGGCUGUCUGAGUGUUUGCCGGGACCCUGGGGGAGUGACCAUAAGGAAAACUUAGGAUGCAUUCCUUACAACUCUACGAUGCUUCUUCAGUGACGGGACACAAUUUACGGAUCAGUGACGAGGUAAUCACCAUGGCCGGUUACAUGACUAAUACAACAGAGGGUCCGUACGACAUGAUCGAACUGAAUGCCCUGGACUCAUAUGAAGGUUCCACCUCAAAUCAUGCACUGAAUCAUACACAAGACGAUGGCGUGUCUGCCUUAGUAGUAUUCAGCAAACGCUAUGCACCACUCCAUGGAUACAUCAGUGUCUUCGUUUGCGUCUUCGGAAUCAUUGCUAACGUUGCAAAUAUAGUAGUACUUACGCGUAAAAAUAUGAUAACAACGACCAACAUUGUCCUCACGUGGCUAGCCGUCACUGAUUCCAUGAAAAUGCUGGAUUAUCUGCCUUUUGUGACCUACUUUUAUAUCUUAAAGGACAAUGAUUUGGAUUAUUUCUCCUCGCGGAGUUACAGUUGGAUGUGUUUUCUGUUGUUCCACGCCAGUUUCAGUAUAGUUUGUCACACUGUGGCGAUAUGGUGUACCAUUGUACUGGCCAUCAUGCGAUUCCUCAUCAUUUGGUUCCCAGCCAAGGGGUCUAUGUGGUGUAGUCAUCGCCGUGCUAAGAUUUCUAUCGGAGUCGUUUACGUAUCUGUCGUCAUCAUUUGUAUUCCAAACUUCAUGAUGAAUACGAUGGAGGUAUCGCUCCAUAACGUUACGGACGUACACGGUAACACGUAUACAGACGUCAUAUACCAUUCAAAUGUACGGAAGGAGGGAGUGUUUUCUGUGGUCAGUAAUAUAAAUUUUUAUAUCCAGGCUCUCCUGGUCAAACUUGUCCCGUGUGUUACGCUGACCAUAUUCACUGUGCUGCUUAUCUACGCCAUGCACAAAGCUUAUAAGAAGCGUAUGGCACUGAAAAACCAAGGGAAGAAAGAGGAAUCGGAUCGUCAUCAUGAACAUAACCGAACCACGGGCAUGUUACUGGCCGUUGUGGUCCUAUUCCUCAUCACUGAACUUCCACAGGGCAUGCUCACUCUUCUUAUCAUCUUCAUUCCAUCGAUACAGACCACUGUUUACAACCCUUUGGGGGACGUGCUCGAUAUCGUAGCCCUUUGUAACAACGCUAUCAACUUCGUACUCUAUUGUAGUAUGAGCACGCUAUUUCGAGACACAUUUGUCCGAAUAUUUUGUAAUUGUUGUCCGAAAAAUCGUCCAGGUUGGUCAAAGACGAAACUUAUCACGAACGGAAAUGGUAGAAAAUAUAACUCAACUCAAGAUGGCACCACAGCUACGGAUGUGUAGAUAGUCAAUGGCAGACGCAAAUGUCUUGAUAUAUACAGGAAUUUAACAAGAGGACAACAACAAUGGAAAACUGCCGUUAAAGAAACAUUCAAAUUUUACUUGUAUAUAAAACAAAUGAUUUAUCGAGGUUGACCUAGUAGCAUCGCCAUGUGAACUAUAGAUGUAUUUCUUGAAUCCUCAAUAAUUAUCUUUAAACCAAGUAUUAGUCUUUCCUCAAUUGUCCAGAAUGAUGUCAGUUUAUGUCUCGUCUUGGGGCAAGUAUAUUCUAAGAAUAAGUAAAUUUUGGUGUAUCCUCAGUUUAGUCAUAGACUUCUAUGAAUGAAGCAACACGAGGUUUCUAAAUAGAGAAGUUAUCACUUCAAUAGAAAUAUUAUUGGAUAGUUGUUCAUUCACAAGGACACCACAAACAAACAAGUUAAGUCCACAGUUCAUAUAACGUCAAUGGAAUAUUUUAUGUGUGGAAGAAACUGCACGAUUUUGCAUUUGAUUAUCAAAACGCAAAUUUGUUGCUGGAUGGAUUACUACACAUCUAACCAUUAUAUGGUCGUUAUACAUUGUAUACUAGCUGUACAUCCAGUCUAAGAACCAAUGUGUCUUAACUGACAAACUUUUACUCUUACAAAAACAUAGCUUCAAUUGUACAACACCUUAAAAUAUUGAAUGUAACAGCUGUAUCGAUUGGCGAUAAAUCAUUACGUAGGAUAGGUAUGAUCACCAUAAAAACUGACAUGUAUGUCAGCAUCAUUUACUGGUGCAACACAUGUAUACAAUUGUUAUAGCAUUAAGAAGUAAGGUUAAAUGUGGAACUCAAAUAACAAAGACAUACUAUAUAACAGCACUGAGAAACUUUUUGUCUUGCAGGUCAGAACGUCAUCAUGGCACAUGAUAUACCACACAGCUGAUGAGCUCUCUCGAGCAAUAAGUGUACAUAUAGCUUUGUUUAUUUUAUCGUGGUGAUUUUGUCGUGGUAUGCACAUACUGGCCUGUACCAAGCACAUUGCAUCUGGUUUUAUUCCUAACAUUGAUAGUAAAAUUGCAUUGAAAUUUGAUUUCAUGAACCAUUGUAAUUAAUUAAAUAAAUUCAUAUUUAUUGCCAACGAACAUUUGUAAUUAGAUAUCAUCAUUCAUGAUAAAAUACCGUUGGUCUUGUGAAUACUUGCUUUUAUCGUUAUUUAUCAAAAGAGUAAUUAACAUGACGGUGCGUACAGGAAUGGACAAAAGCCUCGUAGGAAAGUGGAAUACGGAUGUACCAUUAGGUUUCCCGUCAGGAAGACUUUUGAGUUAUAUAACUAAGGUGAUGUAAAAUUUGGCAAUAGAUAUACAAUUUUUAUGCCAAAAAGACAUCAACCUUAACCUUUUUGAAUACAGGUUUAUUUAUUUGAAUGGAUAUUAAUUUUUCUGAUGAUAGAGAGUACAAAAUUUUGCAGGAUUUUGAAAAAUUGAAUAAUGAAAAUAAACGUCAUGGGGGUAAUUAAAUGAGACUGGUGUAACUAUAAUAGAAUAUCUAGAGUUAUAACAUCCAUGAAUACAUUAUCAGAAUCCGGUACCAUCUUGACGCCAGGAACGUCGAAAUCAUUCAAUGAUAAAUAUUCUUAUUACAUAUUUCAUCUCGCGUCUUCCUCAGAACACUGUAGCAAUGUCUCUACAGAGAAAUUCCUGUGACAUAUCAAACAAAAGUUAAGGUAAAAAAACAGUUUAAAAACUGACAAUUUCCCUGGAUUCAGGAUGGUUUCUUCUUUACGUUCAAGAUCAUCUCUAAUGUACAUGCACCUACUCCUGAUUUCAGCCAUGUUGGGUCCAUUGUCAUUACCAUUCACACUUCAUGUGCUACUUUGUAGAAUAAAAUGCAUAGUAAUACUAA